UCAAUCGCUAAAUGCCACUCAAGGAUUAGACUAUGGAUACGAUUUAAGGCUAGACAACAGGCAGUGUGAUCCCGGCAUUAGUUUAACCUAGGUUACAAUAACUAUGAUAACACUGUCCACAGUUUGUGACAGUUAAACCAUCAUGGCGACCACAAUCCCUCUCAUAGAUUUCCAGCAUUACGGUCUGCAUGUAGAAAAUACAGAAACAAUUUCUGAUGAAGAUUUAAAACAACUUGGAGAAGAAAUUCACGAAGCUUUUCGUACGAUAGGAUUUUGUUACAUCAAGAAUCAUGGGAUUUCACAAGAACUCGUUGACAAAGCCUUUAAAAUAUCGAGAGACUUUUUCGAUUUACCAGUCGACACCAAAACAAAGGUUAAACGGCCCAUAGACUCUAACAAUGGCUGGGUUGCACCCGGUCGAGAAAGUUUAAAUCCUGAUCGUCCAGGUGAUCUUAAAGAAGCUUUUAAUUUUGCUCCUUCUGGUGAAAAAAUUUUCCCAGAUUCAGACGUACUAGAAAUGAGAAAAAUAUUUGAUGAAUUUUUCGCAGUUUGCAAGAAAAUGACGUUCCGAAUUCUUGAUGUUCUUGCUGUGGGGUUAAAACUUGAGGAUCGAGAUUUUCUCAGACAAUGUCACCAGGAUAUCGGAAAUAAAAACCAAACGACGCUAAGGUCGUUGAUGUAUCCACCAUUACCCACAGACGGAAGUAUUUUACCUGGUCAGGUGAGAUGUGGAGAACAUUCUGAUUAUGGUACAGUAACUAUGUUAUUUCAAGAUGAUGUCGGUGGUCUAGAGGUGUGUAAUACAGCAGGUGAAUAUAUCCAGGCUACACCUGUACCAGGUGCUAUCUGUGUUAAUAUUGGUGACUUAAUGCAAAGAUGGACGGCAGAUAAAUUAAUGGCCACGAAACACCGCGUAUUAAUACCAGAAGAUGAAGUCCGGAAGAACAAGGGGAGACAGUCCAUGGCGUUUUUUAUUCACCCAGACGACGACUGCCUUAUUAAAUGUUUAGAUGGGUCUGAUAAAUACCAGCCUAUUACAGCUCUAGAUUAUCUCAACUGGAGAUUCAGUCUCACUUUUAAAAAUUACUAGAUUAUCUCAGCAGGAGAUUUAGUCUCAAUUUUGAAUACCUCUAGAUUAUCUCAACUGGAGAUUUAGUCUCUCCUAUUAAUAGACAUUACCAUAACGGGCUAUUAUCUUAAUUUGGUGAUUUGUUUUCAUUUUUGAAUACCGCUGAAUUUUCUCAACUGACGAUUUGGUUUAACGUUUCGAUAACUCUAGAGUAUCUCAACUCAACAUUUCGGUUUACUUUUGAAUAGUUCUAUAUCAUCCCAUUUUGUUAUUUCAUAAAAGAACAUUUUAUAUGGAUUUUCUUCGCUCAUUUUGUACACUUAUAUUAUCUCACACUGGAGAUUUUGUCUUUUUUUAUAAAUGGACAUUUUAUACAAAUUGUCGUCACUCAUUUUGUACAACUCUUAAUAAUUUU
Molecule: messenger RNA, 1484 nt
Organism: Patella vulgata (common limpet)
Lineage: Eukaryota; Metazoa; Mollusca; Gastropoda; Patellidae
Exons: 7
Coding region: 143-1090 (315 amino acids)
Molecular function (GO): dioxygenase activity
Source: RefSeq, a predicted model, not a curated record